Molecule: messenger RNA, 2125 nt
Organism: Pelagomonas calceolata
Lineage: Eukaryota; Pelagophyceae; Pelagomonadales; Pelagomonadaceae
Source: the annotation of a GenBank genome assembly
CGGAUGAAAAAAUUGGCCGAUGUGUCAUUUUGGCUGCCUUGCUUUGAGCAAGGCUGCCUAGCCAUCCGGCCGACGCCUCCCUGCGUGCCCGAACGUCGGUCCCGCCCCGGUUGCGUUGCUUUGCGCAUAGAUGAUGGCACGAUGACCCCAUUCUGAUGGGGAUGCGGGCAUUAGUUGUGCUGCUCGCAGCCGUCGCGCAAGCAAAUGAGAAGACGCAUCUCCGGAUCCGCAAGGGCAGCCCCGGCAGCGGCGCACAAGUCGACGCCGUCGACGGAUCACCAUGGCAGCCCAGCGCGCAGCAGGCGCGCCGCGGCGUGGCGCGCGACGACGGGGACUGGUUCGCGGCCAUGGCCGGCGAACUCCGUAAAUCGUUGAACGACACGCGCUUCGGCAAGCGGGCGAUGCCCCACGACGCGAUGAAGGCCCGCAAUCUGUUGCGACACAUCUUGACGAAGGAGAAAUUGCGGGACAGUUUGAUCUUGGUCCUGGGCGGUAGGUUAUAUUCAACACAACAAUACUUACAUGCGGACAAGGCCAAGAAGCAUCUGUUGUUACUCGCGGCCAUCCAGAGACGAUUUGGUAGAUUACCGAAUGUCUUCAUGAUCCACGAGACGUCGAGCGCUGGUGUUUGUUACUAUGAUAAACGCCUGCAAAUGAUACCAACCACAGUCAUCGCAAAAAGGGGCGGCUACGACGACUGCGGCCUCCUGGUCCCGAACCCGUACUUCGGGCGGGGCGACGUCGGCACGAGCUGGGCGGCGACGAUCGCUGAACUCCAGGACGCCGCGAACGCCGUGAAGGAGCGCAUCCCGCGCGUUUUUUGGCGCGGCGCCGUCGACAACCACGAGCCCAGUCCGAGCGGGCGGUAUCCGUGUGAACGGGAAUGGGGCAACUACGCGCGGUUGGAGUCCCUAGCGUUGACGCGCGAGCACCCGGAUUUAUUUGAUUCGAAGUGCAACACGCUUUGUGCCCCUAGAGACGAGGCGGCGCAUCCGUGCGACGACUUACCUUAUGACGCUUCCAUGACAGCCAUGAUCAAAAAUAACAUGUCGAGGGUGCGGGAUGACGUCAUGUACGGCGAGCGCGACUACGCGAAUUAUAAAUACGUGCUGAAUCUGCCGGGCAAGACCGACGGGAGCUACUCUAGGAAUCUAAACCACCUGUGGGCCGUCGGGAGUGCGGUGCUAUUGUGGGACGGGCCGGUCGUGGAGUGGCUGUAUCCGGCCCUCAAGCACGGCGAGACGCACGCGUCCGUGUCUCGUUCUUCCGCUAAGAGUGUUGUGGACGACUUACAGGCUAACCCGAUGAAGUACAAAAGACUUGUGGAAGGCGCCCAACGCGUCCAGCGGGAGCUGGUGUCGCCGGAAGGUCUAGAUAGGUAUAUGAGGAUUGUGGUACAAGAACUGAGGAAGGCCCAAUCACAACAUCUCAUACUGGACGCGCCCGAGGACGUCGCUUCGGUAUUUGAAGGCUUGGACUGUGCGAAACUAGGACUCAUGGAGACCUUCGUGAUCCACGAGCAUUCCCAGCAGCGGCGCUACGUCGAGGUGGGCCACCGCAAGGUGACGGACUGCCAAAAAUUCGUCAACGUCACGCGAUGGGCUCAGAGCGUGAACGACAAGGACUGGCUCGACGAGAUCAAGCGGGACCUGAAGAACGAUAGGGAUUUGAGGUACAACCUCACGCAUUCCUCUGCGGGAGACGCGAAGGAGCGCCUGCUCGACCUCGAAGCCGAGCACGCGGCGCAUCGAAUGAAAAUUCGAGAGGUCUGCACGGCCUGUGCUAAGAAGCACUGUUCUGUGAAAACGCUGGACUUCUGCAAGCGGGCGUCGCGCGGCUACGAGCGCCUUACGAGAAUUCCGCAGCACCACAACCACGACGGUCGCCGCUUGUUGGACGGCGGGCGGGGCACCUACGCCGUCGCGCGCGCGGCCGUCUUCCGCAACAAGUGGGUGCGUGUCUUGAUGAUGUGCCUGGAUAUUUUGGGCCUCGUCGUCGCUGCGGUGGGGGUUGGGGGCUUGCUCUACGUCUUCCGAGAGUUCCACCGAACCUUCGACGACACGGCGUCCGGGCGGCGGAAGCGGGCGAAUUCGAUCGAUAGUAGUACUAACUUGUUAAUUUAAAG